Messenger RNA from Cajanus cajan (pigeon pea), 1646 nucleotides. Its product is annotated as 1-aminocyclopropane-1-carboxylate synthase 7. Gene Ontology annotation, biological process: biosynthetic process; amino acid metabolic process. The record is from RefSeq and is a predicted model, not a curated record. Lineage: Eukaryota; Viridiplantae; Streptophyta; Magnoliopsida; Fabales; Fabaceae. Gene Ontology annotation, molecular function: transaminase activity; pyridoxal phosphate binding.
CCCCCUUUUUUUUUUCUCUCCAAAGAGUUAAGUAGUUAUGGGUUUUGAAAUUGAGCAACCUUGUGUGGAGCUUUCUAAAGUUGCAGUUUCUGAAACUCAUGGUGAAGACUCCCCCUACUUUGCUGGGUGGAAAGCCUAUGAUGAAAACCCUUAUGAUGAAUUAACAAACUCCUCCGGAGUUAUACAAAUGGGAUUGGCAGAAAAUCAAGUUUCAUUUGAUUUGCUGGAGAAGUACUUGGAAGAAAACUCAGAGGCCUCAACAUGGGGAAAAGGAGCUCCUGGUUUCAGAGAGAACGCUUUGUUCCAAGAUUAUCAUGGACUGAAAACAUUCAGAACAGCAAUGGCAAGCUUCAUGGAGCAAAUAAGAGGGGGGAGAGCGAAAUUUUUUCCUGAUAGAGUGGUCCUCACUGCAGGCGCCACUGCAGCCAAUGAACUCUUAACCUUCAUCCUCGCAAACCCAGGAGAUGCUUUACUUGUUCCAACCCCUUACUAUCCAGGAUUUGACAGAGAUUUAAGGUGGAGAACUGGGGUGAACAUAGUUCCAAUCCAUUGUGACAGCUCAAACAACUUUCAAAUCACUCCUCAAGCUUUGGAGGCUGCAUACCAAGCAGCAGAAGCCAAGAACACAAAAGUGAGAGCAGUGUUAAUCACAAACCCAUCAAACCCCUUAGGUGCAACAAUCCAACGCUCAGUUCUAGAGAACCUUCUAGAUUUCGUGACACGCAAGAACAUCCACCUUGUCUCAGACGAAAUCUACUCAGGCUCAGUGUUCUCCUCCUCGGAGUUCGUGAGCGUAGCAGAAAUCCUCGAAGCACGCAAUUACAAGAACGCUGAAAGAGUUCACAUUGUUUAUAGCCUCUCCAAGGACCUUGGCCUUCCCGGCUUCAGAGUUGGCACCAUUUACUCAUACAACGACAAGGUUGUGACCACAGCGAGGAGGAUGUCGAGUUUCACCUUAAUAUCUUCUCAGACACAGCACUUGUUGGCUUCUAUGUUGUCUGAUAAGAAGUUCACUGAGAACUACAUUGAGACCAACAGGGAGAGGCUGAGGAAGAGGUACAACAUGAUCAUUGAAGGGUUGAAAAGCGUUGGGAUAGAGUGCUUGAAGGGGAAUGCAGGGUUGUUUUGCUGGAUGAACAUGAGUCCGUUGUUGGAGAAGAAAACUAGGGAAGGAGAAUUGGAGCUUUGGAAUGCUAUUGUGCAUGAAGUGAGACUCAACAUCUCUCCAGGGUCCUCUUGUCAUUGUUCUGAACCAGGUUGGUUCAGGGUUUGCUUCGCCAACAUGAGUGAGGAAACACUGGAAGUAGCAUUGGAGAGAAUACGUAGCUUCAUGGAACGUAUAAAGAAAGAGUAAUAAUGGUACUGUGAUCCUAUGUUCUAUUUAUUGGUGUUGUUGUUCUAGUUGUGUAUUGUUAUUUUAUUUUAUUUUUUUCAAGUGGUUCUGGCCAUUCUGAUAAAUUCUUUAUUUUUGAGUAACAGCAAAACUCAUGUGACGAUAAUAUUAAGCACACGUAUACUGUAGAGCAGAUUCACUGCCUCAUGUAGUCAAGUGUCCUAGUUGUUGUUUGCUUGCUUUACUUAAGCAAGUUCAUUACUUAGAAACUCCUUUGUAUGAUUAGUGAAAUUAUGGAUUAAUGAAAAGUGUU